UUCCUGGAAAGUUCUUAGAAUGGUUUUACGAGAGGCUCCUAGGAAAGACUUGUCGCUAUGCAAGGUUCAUGAGCGGAGGAAAAUGGAAACACACGUCAUUAAAUUUUACAAUAAAGAUUUUAUGACUCAACACACCCCACACUGUACCUGAACUUUUUUUUAAUACUGGUUUGAUCAAACUGGAUACAGUGGGAGUUCUGGUGUUCCGGGAAUGAUGGGCUGCGACUCAAAGUCACUGAUGGCGUCAGAGGCGGUGAGACGCGCGCGCUGAUUCAGAGAAAAGUGGUUCCUGGAACUCAGGCGGAAUCAGCAGCAGCAGCACACAGUUGUUUCGCCUCCACGCUUUUAAGCUGUUAAACCAGCUGAAACACUGCUCACUAGCGCAAAUCACACCGGGUGCUGUUUCAGCCACUUCUUCUUCGCUCCUGGGUGAUUCAUUUAUAACGCCGGCGAUUUUCACACAGAGCUGCGACACUGUUCCACAGACUCGGGGGAAGGUUUUAGAUCGCAGCGACGCACCGAGUCACGACAAGGAGCGGCUCAGGAACUUUCAGAAUCGGUUUCGGAACCUGACUGGAACCUUCACUCAGACGAUGAUUCUGUGCGUUCAAGGUCCUAGAGCUCUGUUAGAAGACUCGCAGUCCCAGGUGGUUCCUCUUGGGGUUUCAGUCCUCUCUUCCUCAUCAGCACAUUGUCUUCACAGAAACCCCAAGUUCUGGGACCACAGCAAUGACCUGUGCACCAUCACCAGCAACUUCUGUUACCUUGAUGCAUCAGGGUGGUACUGGGGCACCAUCACAGCCAGCGAGGCCCAUUCACUCCUUGAGGCAGCCCCAGAGGGCACGUUCCUCAUUCGGAACAGCAGUCACCCUCUCUACAUGCUGACUCUAUCAGUCAAAACGGGACGCGGCCCCACUAACGUGCGCAUUGAAUAUAGUCACGGGCGCUUCCAGCUCGACUCGAGUUCACCAGCCCGAGCACGUCUGCUCUCUUUCCCUGAUGUGCUGAGUCUGGUGCAGCACUAUGCUACCUCAGCAAGGGGACGUGACGCAGCUCAAGACAAUGAGUGUGAUUCUGUAACUCCCCCGGUACCUAAGGAGUGUGCUGUCCUGCUCAAGCUGAAACAUCCACUCCGCCAGCCUCAGGCUUUUCCAUCCCUACAGCACCUUGCGCGCCUGGCUAUUAAUCAGUACACAACCUGCCCAGCGAAGCUGCCUUUACCGAAACCAUUACUGCAGUACCUACAGGAGUACCCUUUCCAACUCUGACAUCACCAUGGAAACACCAACUUGAACAUAAAAGAGAGAAUGCUGAUUUCAUUAAUGAAAAUGAUGCAAGUGGAAGCUCAUUUCCAGAGAAAUGGAGCUUUGUCUUGCUAACCAAAGGUGGCUAUAUUUAAAGCUCUAGAACACUUUUUUUUUUCUUUGCUUGGUAUGACUAAUUUAAGCUUUGGAUAGCUGUUUUUUUUCUCCUCUUGGAUAAAUUAGAUUUCCUGUUUCCAAAUACAGACUAAAUUUGGAAAUUCACUGGAACUGAACAGAAUUUCAAAUGACAAAGAAGUUUGCAGCGAAUCAAUGUCAGCAUUUUCAUGAUGUCUAUAGGACAUGGUGUAACUAGUUUCAUUACCCCACAGACUUUGGACAAGUUUAAAAAAAAACAAAGAAAAAAAAAAAAGACUUGAAGACUACUGUGGGCUUGAUUCCCUGUACAACAUAACCCGUCUCUAUGGUCACAUUACUUAUUUACAGUGAUGGUUUGAUAAAAAUGAAAGCAACACAAUUUUCUCCAUGGCUUGAGCUACACAGCUAAUACUGCUGAGUAAAAGACGAACAUAGAGCUGUUUUAGCAUAGUUAAAACUCCAUGCCUAAAUCAUCACACACUUGCCUAGUGUUAUCUGAAAUAGAAUUGUUAUUUGGUUUCGGACGUUGCAUGACACUUUUUUUAAUGUCAAAAAUGACAUUGUGACAUUAAGGACAGUAUAAACAGCCAUUUUGAAGACAAUAUCACUCUGCACUACUAUCAGACUCAGACUAGCUAUUUUGGCUAGCUGCAGAGUCACAGGCGCUAUCAGCUAGAGUCUAGCUCACCAGCCAGAGGAUUUAGCUAAACCAGGAUUUAACUAAAACAAUGUUUACUUCAGGUUCACUGCUCAAAGGUAGAUUUUAUAGCAAAAUGAUAAAACAGCAGAUUUAGCUGUGUUUUUAUAAUACUUUUUUCAGUUAUUAAAUGGCUUGUGGUUGUGAUUGUAUGCCAUUUUACUAACGUAAGCAUAAAUCCUGAGCAAGUCUGUGAAAAUUUUUAGAAUAAUGAUGUACUUUGUUUUUGUGUCCUAGAACACAAAUACAGCUACUGUAGCUAGUUAACUUAGCUAGUUAUUAUUUAUAUUAGAAAUAUGCUCGGAGUAUAGUGGCCACACAAAGUUUGAAAACUAAUGACUUUUUUUUUUUAAACUAAAUGAAAAACAAAGUCAAGUUAUGAAACACUUUUUUCAUAUAAAUUAUUAAUAUCUUUUGUGACAAGUGUGUGAUUAUUUUGGAGUUUUGUUUGCCCAGUGCUAAACUAGCAACUAGAAGCCUUUGUUACUUGUUAGCUACAAAACUCAAGGAGCAAACACCAGACUCCAAACAUAAUUUGGCAGGCUAAUAACAAUUAUUGUCAGGGAAAAUUUGUGUAAAUUUCAUUUUUAGCCUGUUCUUAAUUUCUUAAAGGGACAAUCGAGGGCAUGGGACUGCCUUGAUCCACAGCUUGCAACAUGGCAGCCAGAUGCAUACCAACAUUGUCGAAGCCCUGUGUUAUCUCUCUUUCUUUCCUUUUUACUUUUUCUACACAAAAUUCGUUCUGGUACAUUCUGCUAUAUAAUCAAUCCAGAAUAAUUUAUUUUUUUCUAUCCCCACAAUGUGGGUGUUUGUAUAUAUUUAUGGACAAAGAUCCUUUUUAUUUUGUAAUAAAAGAAAAAUA
Molecule: messenger RNA, 2959 nt
Organism: Neoarius graeffei (lesser salmon catfish)
Lineage: Eukaryota; Metazoa; Chordata; Actinopteri; Siluriformes; Ariidae
Gene: cisha
Product: cytokine inducible SH2-containing protein
Exons: 3
Coding region: 594-1268 (224 amino acids)
Biological process (GO): intracellular signal transduction; phosphatidylinositol phosphate biosynthetic process
Cellular component (GO): phosphatidylinositol 3-kinase complex
Molecular function (GO): 1-phosphatidylinositol-3-kinase regulator activity
Source: RefSeq, a predicted model, not a curated record